UGACCAUCUCAUGCUCAAUCUAAACCUAAUCUGCCAACCCCAACAGUGCCAAACCAAACCCCUCUCCCCCCCUCCCCCUCUUCAAUUCCUUUAGCUAUAAAGACACACUGCCUCCCCCCCUCUCCCCCAUACUCAAAUCCUUUGCUCAUCUCCGAAGAACUCAACACUCUUCAACCACGUACGUGCAGAGCCACAAAGCUAGCUGAUCGAGAAUUGACUGAGAUUGAUGGAGAACUUCACCGGCCGCCGGUGCUCUUCCCUCCUACUUGGUCUUUUGCUUCUCCUUUCUUUUUCAUCACUGCUGUCCUCGGCAAAUGCAGAAACUCGCUUCUAUGAUUUUGUGGUGCAAGCAACGCCAGUGAAGAGGCUGUGCAAAACCCAUAACACCAUUACUGUGAACGGCCAGUACCCGGGGCCAACCUUGGAGGUCAACAAUGGAGACACCCUUGUGGUUAAUGUCGUGAAUAGAGCUCGCUACAAUGUCACCAUUCACUGGCAUGGGAUAAGGCAGAUGAGAACGGGAUGGGCAGACGGGCCAGAAUUUGUGACACAGUGCCCGAUAAGGCCCGGAGGAAGCUACACGUAUAGGUUCACAAUCCAGGGACAGGAAGGCACGCUGUGGUGGCACGCCCACAGCUCCUGGCUGAGAGCCACCGUUUACGGCGGUCUCAUCAUUCGUCCUCCGCUGGGCGCCUCCUACCCUUUCCCCAAGCCGAAGCGCGAAACUCCCAUUCUUCUCGGGGAGUGGUGGGAUGCAAACCCGAUUGAUGUAGUGAGACAGGCGACAAGAACAGGGGCGACGCCCAACGUGUCGGACGCAUACACCAUCAACGGUCAGCCUGGUGAUUUUUACAACUGCUCUAGCAAAGAUACCGUCAUCGUCCCGGUGGACUCCGGCGAGACCAACCUUCUCCGCGUCGUCAACUCCGCCCUCAACCAAGAACUAUUCUUCACCAUCGCCAACCACAAGCUCACCGUCGUCGCCGCCGAUGCCUCCUAUACCAAACCCUUCACCACCUCCGUCAUCAUGCUCGGCCCCGGCCAGACCACCGACGUUCUGAUCACCGCCGACCAGCCCCCCGCUCGCUACUACAUGGCGGCGCGCGCCUACUCCAGCGCCCAGGGCGCCCCCUUCGACAACACCACCACCACCGCCAUCCUCGAGUACAAGUCUGCCCCUUGCCCCGCCAAGGGCCUCCGCACCAUCCCUGUCAACGCCUCCCUCCCGGCGUUCAACGACACCGCCACCGCCACCGCGUUCACUACCAGCUUCCGAAGCCUCAGGAAAGUCGAACUCCCCAACGAGGUCGACGAGAACCUCUUCUUCACAGUCGGCCUCGGGCUCAACAACUGCCCGCCCGGCCAACGGCCGCGCAACUGCCAGGGCCCCAAUGGCACCCGCUUCACGGCGAGCAUGAACAAUGUCUCCUUCGUGCUUCCCUCGAGUUUCUCGCUCCUUCAAGCUCAUCAGCAGGGCAUACCCGGAGUGUUCACCACCGAUUUCCCGCCGGCGCCGCCCGUGAAAUUCGACUACACCGGCAACGUGAGCCGCGGGCUGUGGCAGCCCGUUCCGGGGACUAAAUUGUACAAGUUGAAAUACGGGGCCAGAGUUCAACUGGUUAUACAGGGAACGAGCAUUUUCACGGCGGAGAACCACCCAAUUCAUCUCCAUGGCUACGAUUUCUACAUUCUUGCAGAGGGUUUCGGGAAUUUCAACCCCAAAACCGACACCGCUAAAUUCAAUCUAGUUGAUCCGCCGCUGAGGAACACCGUGGGAGUGCCGGUGAACGGGUGGGCAGUCAUCCGAUUCGUCGCCGAUAACCCAGGGGUCUGGCUGAUGCACUGCCACUUGGAUGUUCAUAUUACAUGGGGUCUGGCCAUGGCUUUUCUGGUGGAGAAUGGAAUCGGAGAGCUGCAGACAUUAGAGCCUCCUCCGUUGGAUCUGCCUCUCUGCUAGAAAUCCACCGAUCAGGCAUCGACAACAGAACCAUUACCCACUUUAGAAAUUAAAAUUCAAUGUGCCCUGUAAACAGGGGUUGUUAUUUUAAUACCAUAGUACAUUUUUAUUUUUAUUUCAGUGUUGGUUCGAUUCCCUGCAUUUGGGGGCUUAGUUCUUUAUCCGUUCCAUUGUUUUUUUUUUUUUUUUUUUUGUGAUAGAUAAAUCGGGUAUAGAAGAUAUGGUGCAGCGGGCACAAACCAGAGCACCUAUCUGAUUUACCCUCACACCCGACAUGUGUCAUGAUUUAGUUGUAUUUUUAUUUUAUUUUAUAGAGAUGAUCGAUUUUACAAAUAAAUUCGAAGUUAUAGUGAA
This is a messenger RNA of Malania oleifera, 2311 nucleotides long. RefSeq names its product laccase-12-like. The transcript has 6 exons. NCBI's taxonomy places the organism in Eukaryota, Viridiplantae, Streptophyta, Magnoliopsida, Santalales, Ximeniaceae. Gene Ontology annotation, biological process: lignin catabolic process. Gene Ontology annotation, cellular component: apoplast. The record is from RefSeq and is a predicted model, not a curated record. The coding region runs from base 227 to 1957 and encodes 576 amino acids. Gene Ontology annotation, molecular function: copper ion binding; hydroquinone:oxygen oxidoreductase activity.